AUGGCUAGAAUUUUUGGAGGAAACGAGACUGAAGCAAACACAAGUAGAGUAGUUGGAACGUACGGUUAUAUGUCACCAGAAUACGCAAUAGAUGGCCUAUUCUCAGUAAAAUCAGAUAUAUUUAGCUUUGGUGUUCUAGUGCUUGAGAUUGUGAGUGGAAAAAGAAACAGAGGAUUUUCUCACCGUGAUCAUCACCAUAACCUUCUUGGACAUGCAUGGAUGCUUUAUAGAGAAGGUAGAUCUUUGGAAUUAGUCGAUGCUUCCCUUGGCAUCUCAGACUAUUUAUCAGAAGUGCAGCGAUCAAUUCAUGUGGGACUGUUAUGCGUUCAACAAUGUCCAGAAGAUAGGCCAAGCAUGUCUUCACUAGUAUUGAUGUUGGGGAAUGAAGGUGUGUUGCCUCAAGCUAAACAACCUGGUUUUUUCACAGAAAGAGAUUUAUAUGCUGCUGAAAGUUCAACCCGCACAACUGCAGCAACUUCAUUAAACCAUGUGACCAUUUCAAUGCCUGAAGCACGAUAA
This is a messenger RNA of Fraxinus pennsylvanica, 519 nucleotides long. Lineage: Eukaryota; Viridiplantae; Streptophyta; Magnoliopsida; Lamiales; Oleaceae. The record is from the annotation of a GenBank genome assembly.